AUGGGGAAGAGAAAGGCCAGAGGGUGGUUGUCGCCGCCGUUCUUUCCGCCGUCUUCAAAGCUUGCAUGGUUUACAGUGGCUGUGAUUGCGGUUUUUGGGUUUGUGGUGUUUCCUGCCCUAAACUAUUCCACUUUUCUGUUCACUUAUCCUUACUUGAACACUCCGGCGGCCUACCAUGGAUCUCCACCCGGCGAUCUCCGGCAGCUGGAGAGCCAGAAGGACACCGGCGAUUCAAGACUGACGGCGCUAGUAGCGACGGAGGAGGAAAUAGGGAAGGGGUUGCAUGAGAGUAACGUCACCGGAGUUUCAAGACUGCUGGCAUUAGUGACGACGGAGGAGGAACUAGAUAAGGGGCUGCAUGAGAAUAACGUUACCGGCGAUUCAAGACCCAUAUUAUCGGCACCGGAAGCUGGCAUAGGCAACGACGAGAGACAAAACGGCAUAUCUUCUGAUGAUACCGAGGAUUCAAGAAAACCGAAAAGGUAUACGUAUACCAACAUGGAGAUAAUAGAAGCCGAUCUUGCCCGCGCUCGAGCUUCCAUCUUAAGCGGCGGCGGCGGGACACAGACAAAAGAUGAUGAUGAUGACGUCCCUGUCGGUCUCAUGUACCGGAACGCUUCGUUCUUCCUCAGGAGCUACGAGGAAAUGGAGAAAACAUUGAAGGUGUAUGUGUACGAGGAUGGAGAGCCGCCAAUGGCUCACUACGGUCCCUGCAAGAGCACAUACGCAAUCGAAGGUAAUUUCAUUAGUGCAAUGGAUUUUAGCCCCUUUCGCACCACCCAUCCCGACAAAGACCACCUUUACUUCCUCCCCUUCAGCAUCACCUUCCUCACCAAACUGGUUUAUAAACCAAACUCCCAUGAUUGGACUCCCAUGAGGACAACUGCAUUGGAUUAUGUCAACUCUCUUGCGAGGAAAUACCCUUUCUGGAAUCGCUCCCUCGGCGCCGAUCACUUCAUGCUUUCUUGCCAUGAUUGGGGGCCGUCAAUAUCAUUCGGAGUUCCGAAUCUGCACAAUAAUUCUAUCCGGGCAUUAUGUAACGCCAACACCUCAGAGCGGUUCGACCCGAAGAAGGACGUAUCCAUCCCAGAAAUCGUCCUCACGUCCGGCACGACUGAGGGCUUGCUCGGCGGCCCGUCGCCGUCGAAACGGCCGGUCCUGGUCUUCUACGCCGGCAGGCUGCGCGGCCCGGUGCGGCCAAUUCUGCUGCAGCACUGGGAGAACAAAGACGAAGAUGUUCAGGUCCACACCAAUCUCCCGACGGGCGUGUCGUACAACGAAAUGAUGCGGAAAAGUAGGUACUGCAUCUGCCCUAGCGGGUACGAGGUUGCCAGUCCGAGAAUGGUGGAGACGCUGUACAUGGGGUGUGUCCCCGUGCUCAUAAAACGCGGCUACGUGGCACCGUUCAGUGAUGUGUUGAACUGGGAGGCGUUUGCGGUUAUUAUUCCGGUGGAGGACAUCCCUAACCUCAAGAAAAUCUUGACGGGAAUUUCGCAGAGACAGUACAUAAGGAUGCAGAGGAGAGGAGUUAAGGUUAGGAGGCAUUUUGAGGUUAAUUCUCCGCCGAAACGUUUUGAUGUCUUCCACAUGAUUCUCCAUUCCAUUUGGCUCAGAAGGCUCAAUGUUCGACUUCACCAUCUCAAUAUGUAACACUACUUUAAUUAGGGUUCUUAAUUGUCUAAAUUUUAGAAAGAAAAAAAAAGUUUUCAUUUUUAGAUCAUUUUUUCUGGUACUUACAAAAUUGUUUGGAUCAGAUCGGAUCGGAGAAGUUAUCGUUUUUUAUUCUUGUAAUUUGUUGUAAUGGUUUGCUCAUCCAUUGUAAUAAAGUUUUGAAUAAUUUUGUGAUUUGGUUGCA
Ipomoea nil (Japanese morning glory) is the source of this 1855-nucleotide messenger RNA. Its product is annotated as probable glycosyltransferase At5g03795. The coding region runs from base 1 to 1650 and encodes 549 amino acids. The transcript has 3 exons. The record is from RefSeq and is a predicted model, not a curated record. NCBI's taxonomy places the organism in Eukaryota, Viridiplantae, Streptophyta, Magnoliopsida, Solanales, Convolvulaceae. Gene Ontology annotation, molecular function: glycosyltransferase activity.